GCUUAUCGUUAUCUUGAAGUUCCCUGGGGACUUCUACAUGCGGAAACUAGGGCUUAGGGCUAGGUGUAUCCAUAAGUUUUUCUUGCGCCCAUCCGCAAGGUAGUAAGUCAAUACAGCAUCAACCCUACCGCCAACACGUUGUGUAUACUUCAAUUAAGUCCUUUUUCUGGUUGAUAAAGGCCUCAGAAAGCAGUCAUGAAGCUCGACCCGAAGGCGAUGCGAUACCUCAGCUCGGAGGACUUCCGGGUGCUAGCUGGGGUUGAAGCCGGAAGCCGAAAUCAUGAGGUCGUUCCUACGCCGUUGAUCGUACAACUAUCCGGUCUGCGUGGUGGUAGCGGAGUUCACAAGUCCAUUUCGACGUUGGCGAAGGUCAACUUGAUCGCGAAGGUCAAGAAUGCCAAAUAUGAUGGUUACAGACUCACGUACGGCGGUCUCGACUACCUCGCCUUGAACACGCAUCAGAAAAAUAAGAGCGUUUACUCUGUCGGCAACCGCGUCGGUGUCGGAAAGGAAUCGGAUAUUAUCGUUGUCGCACACUCGUCUGGAGAGCAGAGAAUCCUGAAAAUCCACCGUUUGGGACGGAUAUCUUUCCGAACAGUCAAGACCAACAGAGAUUACCUGCGAAACCGGAGUACGGGUUCAUGGAUGUACAUGUCGCGACUGGCGGCAAUGAAGGAGUUCGCUUUCAUGAAAGCUCUCAGAGAAAACGGCUUCCCGGUCCCCGAACCGAUUGCGCAGAACAGACAUACUAUCGUGAUGAGUCUUAUUGACGCCUUCCCUCUGCGACAGAUCUCGAAGGUCCCGAGGCCGGCGGAGCUAUACUCAGAGCUCAUGGAUAUGAUCCUACAGCUGGCACGCUACGGCUUGAUUCAUGGUGACUUUAACGAGUUCAACAUCCUGAUCAAGGAGGAAGAAGAUCCCAAUGCAAAGGGCAAAGGGCGAGAAUCCGAGGAGGUUGAUGAAAGCAUCAGGCUGGUCCCGAUCAUCAUCGACUUCCCACAAAUGAUUUCCGUUGACCAUCCGAACGCGGAGAUGUACUUUGAUCGCGACGUGAACUGUAUUAAGCGCUUCUUCCAGCGGAAAUUCCACUUCACAAGUGACGUACCGGGACCGUUCUUCGCUGAUGCGAGGAAGCAGCUUAUUGAGAACCCAGGGAAGAGACUAGAUGUUGAGGUUGAGGCAUCAGGAUUCUCGAGGAAGAUGGCACGGGAGCUAGAAGCCUACAUGAAGGAGGUUGGAGUCGAUGGAGACGCCGGUGCCCCCCGAGAGGAUGAAGACGAAGAGCGCGAUGACGACGAGGAAGACGAUGAAGAAGAAUCGGGAUCGGAUGAUGAGAAUGAAGAGGAGGAGCAAUCAGAACGUCAAGCAGACGAGGUCGAUGAGAGCGCCAGCAAACUAGAAGACCUGCACGUGUCAAAACCUCCUGAGGAGCAAGCAUAGGGUACUCCUCUUUGCAUAAAAGAUUUAUGACCUUUGUAAUUAGAAUGAACCUUUUUCGAUGCAUUUGAAACAAUCACAUAAUUCGAGCACUCAGAUGAAAUAUGGUAGUAUUCUCAGUGUAGAAAUAAAGCACUUGAUAGUUACCAUAACCGAGGCGACAGAAUGCUGUCUUGUCUGUAUUUCUUCUGAUAUGCAAGAUACAAAAACAAUUUUGUGCAGUUUAUGUGCCACAUAAACAGUACAUCUUUAGAGUGCUCCAAUAGUUU
Molecule: messenger RNA, 1706 nt
Organism: Paecilomyces variotii
Lineage: Eukaryota; Fungi; Ascomycota; Eurotiomycetes; Eurotiales; Thermoascaceae
Product: Rio2, N-terminal-domain-containing protein
Exons: 3
Coding region: 196-1440 (414 amino acids)
Biological process (GO): protein phosphorylation; maturation of SSU-rRNA
Cellular component (GO): cytosol; preribosome, small subunit precursor; nucleus
Molecular function (GO): ATP binding; protein serine/threonine kinase activity
Source: RefSeq, a predicted model, not a curated record